UGCAUGUGUUUUCUUAGUACUGCCUGUUUUAUGUUGUUAAAUUUUGUACUCACAAUGUUGCAAAAGUCUUUGCAGCACUGCAACACAUUCUUAAUUCAUUUUCUUUAUAAGUAACUGCAUCGUUCUCUCUGUGAUAAUUCCAUUUUAACACUUUGUAAUGUGAGACUUUUCUUUUGUUAAUAUUUGGUCAGUGUCAACUUCCUGAUGAGCCCAGGCAGCCCUAAGAGCCUCUGUUAACUGUUUGUUGAUAAUAGAGCAGCAGAAUCUGCAGCAGAGGCAGAGGUGUAGUGCACUAUGACUUAAACAUCAAUCCAAUUAGGAAUCAGAAAAAGAGUGAAUCAAUAAUAACAGCUCAGAACAGCUCAGUUAUUAAUGCAUCAGACACAGACAAUAAUCUGCUAUCUGCUAUAGAGAGAGAGAGAGAGAGAGAGAGAGAGAGAGAGAGUACAACAGCACUGGGACUUUUAACUACAUGUAUCACUCCGCUUCACAGGUGUUAUGUUAACCAUUAAUCAGCUUAACAUUAAUGGCCGUUAUUGCCAGUCCAGUUGCGGAACUAUUUGUGCAAAUCAAAUCAAACAAAUCAUAAUCUGUUGUUUCUUAUUCAACUAAUAUGGCGCUCGUAGAACUGUUGCAUAAAAGCAAUAUCACACGAGAGGGAGUGAUGUUGUACUGAAUAUCAGCAGAGCUGUGAAUCGGUCAUAGAUAUGAGGCUGCACCUUGUCAUUAUAAAUCUUUCCCCCUGUUGCAUUAACCUUAUCUUAACCUGACUUCUAUACGUCCCUCCAAUAUUUAAAAACUGGGUGUGUAGCACGGUAAGUCGUUUUGGCAGCAAAUUCCCAGCAUAGUGGCUCUAUCACUGUCACUGUGUUGACUUGUGAAUCAGUCUGUUCUGUUGGUCAGAACUCACAGUCAAAUCACUUGCAAACUGAAUGACAGUAUGAAAAAGCUGAAGUCAAACAUUUAUGGAGAAAUUCUACAUGACCGCCCUGAGGCAAGAAAGAUGACUGUGCAAGUUUGAUCUUCGUGGACUCAAGGCACUUCCCAAAUACUCAGCUCAGCUUUAGGUAAGGUUACUUCAGCUGCUUUCACCUCAAACACAGAAUGAGACAGUUGAGUUUUCUGUCGGAAGCAUUAACUGGAAAAAGGGUUCAAAAAGGGAAGAAAAACCUGGUUACUAUGGGAAACUGUCUCCAUGCAGACACAGGAAAUGUUGAAACAGGGUAUGAGCAAUACAAAAAAGUGUUUUUUCAUUUUUGUCACUGUGAGUUUAUGUUUGUAUUUUUUUUCAUACAGUUUAAGAUGUAGAAACAUGGCUGAGCUUAAAAUCACUGAACCAAAAGCACUGGUUUUAGACUAGAACUGCAACAAUUAAUUGAUUAAUCAGCUAUUCAUUUGAUAGUAAUUUUUUUUGACUAUUUAUAAAAUAUGAUAUAUAAUCGACAUAUUCAGGAAAGAUCUCGCAGUUUCAGAUCUCAGAUUUCAAAGGUUGAUCACAUUAACUAUCAUAUAAUAAUUGUAAUUAUUAAUAAAUAAAUGAUAAAUAUUAAAUUUGUAUUAUAUAACAAUGGUAUAAAAAUGUCAUAGUAUAUUAACAGAAAAAACAUCAUCGUAUAUUAAGGUAUAAACCAUAUUAUGGUAUGAAGAUGUCAGAAAAAUUUCAUAGUAUAGUAAGGUAUAAAAUCAUCAUAGUAUAUUAAGGCAUAAAAAAUUAUAGUAUAGUAAAGUAUAUAAAUGUCAUAAGUUAGAGCAACAUGUCUGAUUUGAAUAUGGUUUGAUUUCCCAUCAUCCACUGUCACUGUAUAGAUGUCAUACUCCAACAGAGGUCCUUCAGUUUAACUGGAAGGUGACACACAGCUAACAAGUCACCAUAGAUUCCUUUGUUUUGGACUCUCCAGCACUCUGUCCACGCCGUUGUCAGCCCUGCCAGAAUGAUUUGUUCUGACCAGCUCCUUAAGAUAUUUCACAGUGAGUCAACCAGCAUCGACAGAGUCUUCGUAAUGGUCCGCAGUCGACAGUGCACUUCUGGUUAAAAACACAUGAACCAUGAACAUCUCCAUCCUCUCCAUCCUGCUCGGUCUGGGAUGGAAAUGUCUGCUCAACUGGGCGCUGGUGUUUCUCCAGAGGAGCCACAUCUGCAGAAGCUUUUUGGGGGUUUUCAGCGUGUCCCUGGCGGUCGUAGACACGGCCCUGACCCUCAUUUUCACCAUCAUUCACAUCCACAGUGAUGGACACCUCGUCCUCUUGGACAUGCAGCUGACCAGAUAUCACAUGUGUUUUCUGGUUCAAAUCCUCGGACACGUGUACAGCGCUCUGCAGUGGCCCGUUGUUGUCAUGGCUAGUUUGGAGCAUUUCUACACCAUUUCUCUGCAACCUGCCGCCUCCUGGACAAAAUGGAUGGUCUGCUCACUUGUAACCAUCCUGCUGUGGAACCUGUGCACUCUCUAUAUCUUCCUGUGGUCUGACUUCAUUCCUGUCUUGGAGGACGUGUCUCACCAGCAGAUGCACCAGUGCUGGGUCUCCCAUGCCACUGAGAUCCCGCAGGUUGUCUCGCUGCUCUUCUUGACUCUGGGCUGUGCAGCGUUGCAUGCUGUUCGCAGCACACGUUUAUUGAAAAAUCAUCCUCUGAAGGACCAAAUCACUGACCAAAGUAGAAGUCACUCCAGGAGACGUUUUGUUUACCAAGUCCUGCGUAUAUUUCUGAACACUUGGGCCCUUUUGCUGAUUUUUCUGGCUGUGCUCCUCCUGCUACCUGUGGGAAUACCCUCAUACCUGGGUCUGAAUGUUGCCUGGCUCUGCUUCCUCAACAGCUUUCUGAUAGCAGUUGUUUUGUGUGUAGUCUGUCCCGCCUCACUGUUAGCGCAGGGCUUGGCAGCAGCUCCCCCUGACAGCUUCUGUGAGUGGAGGUUUAAAUUUAGCUUGGCUGCAGAGGAAACAUGACUGCACGAAGCAAAUCUAAUGUGGGAAACACGUAAGAAGAAAUCAAAUUAGAUGAUGAAACAUGAAUGUCUUGUAGUGAGAAAACAAUUUUAUUGUGAUGAUAGCAGUGUGGUUCUGUGGAUGGCUGUGUUGGUCGGUCAGUCCACAGCUUUGGCCCAGACUAAAAUAUCUCAACAACUAUUGGAUGGAUUGCCACGAAAUUCUCUAUAACACAUUCAUGAUUCUGAGAGAAUUAAUCCCUCUGGCUUUGCUGAUUCCUCAAUCUUUCCUCUAGCCAGGUCAAGGUUUUCACUUAUCUAAGGAAAUAUCUCUACAUUCAUGGUUUCCAGAUCAUGUAUCAAAAACUACUGAUGGGAUUAAUUGUAAUAAAUUUGGCGAUCCGUUAAGUUGGAUCCAUCAUCAGGUUUUUCAGUUUCAGAUUCAUUUUUGGCCAGAGAACAGGGCACACUCAAAAUGUACAAUUAUAACAGAAUGAUGAAUGUAGGCCUGAAGUAAACCAUAAAUUACUUUAACAAAGGUCAAAUGUUCAGCAAGAACGCAGACACUAGAGUGGGUAUUGAGAAUCCCAGGUCAUUUACCGCUGUCCUAGCAGUAUUUCUAAAAAUCACCAAAGACUCUUCAAAUCAUCUGGAUGACUGACUUUGUUUGAUGAAUGAUAAAAAAAAUUAUUAAAAGAGAUUUUUAAUUCCCCCCCCCAAAAAAAGGGGUGUGUCUUCACUUAUAAAGAUGAAACAGGAGAUAUUGUGCUGCCGUGGAUACCGUUAAGUUAUGCUGUGGGCAACAACUUGAACUUGUUAUUUACCUUAUAUAUUUUCUUUUAUAUUUUGGAAUAUUAAGUAUGCAGAAAUUGCCUUUAGCAGUUCCUGAUUGUUCUGUAUCAGUGGAUGUACAGAUUACUGUCAAUGGAUUACUUUGAUUCUGAAGACAACUUAAAAACCUGAUGAUUCUCAGGCAGGCUCUGCAGCUAUGAGCAGUGACUUUUUAAUGUUUUCUAAGCAGGUUUAUUUGCGUUGGACAUUGGAUAUAAUGACGUCCUGAGAAAGAAUAAGUCACACUGAAUGUAAAACUAAAUGUACCAUAAAUGUGUUCAGAUUUGACCGAGUGAUAACCCAGAAUUUUGACACACACAGCAGCAAUGUGGUGCAAUGAGUGUAUCUUUCACCUCACACUGCACCUUUUCUGCUCUCUACGCUCCAAGUAAACCUCCCUGUUACAGAGAUGGUGCCAGGUGUGCUGCUGGACUCAGUGUAAUGUUUACGCUGACAGGCUGCACAGUUAGGUGCAGCCUGCAGAAUGUUAAAUGUUAAAUGUGAAAUUAAAAGACAAUUUUUAUGCUCUGAUAUUGUGGAAUUGUAGAAAACCUAUAUGGAUAAAAACAAAAAAAUCAAUUUUUCAGUAGCGAUAGGAAAGACGAAGGGGACACAGAAGACGCAAAUUUAGAGCUGCAACUAACAAUUAUUACUAUUGAUCCUUAUUGAUUAAUCUGCUGAAAAACCUUGUUGGUCCAUAAAACUUCAGAAAAUAGCUAAAGACACCUGGAAAAGGUUCCCAGAUGACUUCUCUAAAAAUCUUGUUUAGUGCAGACAAUUUAAAAAUCCAUAAAUAUUCAGUGGACCCUUAUGUAAGAGACAGAAAUAUGGUAAAUCUUCACAUCCGAGAGGCUGGAACCAGAAACUCUUUUUACCCCUGCCCCUGUAGUGUGUGGGAUUUCAUAUCACACUGCUGCAAAAGUGUGAAUAAGGAAGUUCUAAGGACAAUAUUAGCAUGAGAAGCAGAUGAGAAAGGCAAAAGACAACACUGGUUUGACACUACAGAACUUUACUUGAAUUUGAUCCAAGUUCAUUGUCUAUACAGGGCAUAUUUACAAGAUCUGAAAUCAGGGAAGGGCAAAAACAGAAAAAAAACAAACACUAGAUACAACUGAGGUAUUAGCUAAAAGCAUUUACAGGUAUGUCAUUUACUAGUAAAUAUCAAUGAUGAUAAACAGUUAGAGAUGCAGUGUCUUCUGCUUAAAAAACAUCUUUUUAUAUCACAACAUGAGGUAGGAGAACAGUGUCUCGAUUCAUGCAAGAACAAAAGUCUCAUCACACUGUAGUAUUGGCAACGUAGUAUGCAAUGGUCAUACACAGACACUGCGUUUCAUUUUCCAGAACAGCAUCGAGGGGGAAGGAGGGUUCUUUUUAGCAAAGCCACAAAUAUUUUCUUUUCAUCUAUGACAGGAUGUGUAGAAAUUAAAACAUUAUAUUCUUAGUAACCAGCGAUCUGUGCGAUGCAGCCCAACUUCCGACUUCUCCCACACCGGCAUAGAAUAAUUACUGGCUGAAAAAUUAUACACCCAACUACAAAGCAGACCACCUGCAACAGUUCAAAAGUCACCUUGGAUUUGUUUACUGGUUUUCUUCAAGUAUGGGUCAGUAAAUCCUGUAUUCAAAUGUGUUCCUGUGGUAAAGCCCAGCUCCUUUCGCCUUGUUUUACUUGGUUGGGCAAACUGCACACCUGUAAAAAUUCUGUACAAAGCAUAUCCAAGUUCUCAUAACACUGCAAAAUGCAAAAAGGCCCAGCACGCCAUGUUACAAGGGAUUUUCUCUCCCCUAUCGUUUAGUCCUUUUUUCAUUAAGGUGAAUGCACAAUUAAAGAAGCUAAACAUCGCCCCCUUGUGUAUAAAAUGCAAAUUACACAAAGUAAAAUUACAGAUUUUCAUUAGGUCUAUCUGCUAAUGUGAUGAAUUAAAAUGAUUCUUUUUUGUUCUGCUGAAGAGGUAAUUAAGUCAAUAAAAACUAAUACUGAUCAUCUUUUGAGUGAUGUUAACACAUCCAGACGAGGAUAUAUAUGAUCUCAAAUCAGAAAACAUACAACUACACAUCCAGAGCUACAUGAGCAAGUUUUUCUCUUUCCCUUUUCAAAGCUGCUGUGCUUCAGUCAGACGUGGGAGGUCAACACACACACACUCUCUCUCUCUCUCUCUCUCUCACACACACAAAUUCACAUUAUUUCCAAAUCAAAUUGGGCUACAUUUUAUGUUUAUAAUCUGACUCUGACUUUAUAUUUAUCCUCUGAACCAAUAAUGACAUAAAACUUGCACAUGUUCAAUGUUCAUGCAUCUCAAUAGUUUGUGUUACAUGGGGGGAAACUUUUUUUUUCUUCACAAUAAACUGAUUGGUAGAGUGGCCCGGUGACACUAAACAUAAGGGGCAGCAAACAUGCAAAAAAAUCUUUUUUUUUUCCUUUUUUUCUUUUUGUUCCCAAAAUGCAUUUUCUUAAACAAAUGUUUUCAAUUUAGCUCAGGGGGAGGGGGGUUAACAAAGAGGAAAGCUCAUUACAUUACAAGUUAAACAGUUCGUCAGGAUGAAAUCCACAAAAAAAACAAAAAACGAAUGCAUCAGUUCAGAAAGGGGGAAAGUGUGUAACAAAGUAUUAUUUUCCUAUUUUGCCUUUGUCCUGCAUCAUGUCUCAGUAAACCAUGCAUUUCACUCCCCCACAUCCACUCGACAAAAGUCAAGUUCUGAUAUCUGCAAAGAUAACGUUUUUAAAAAAGAAAGCAAAAAAACAUUUAGGCCAUCUGAAGCCUUAGUUCUGGUCCAAUUUAUAUAACCUUUUGAAGAUUAUUCAUAUAAGAACAGUUAAUAUAUUAAUGACUACUGUAUUUACAAAGUGAAUAUAAAUCUUUAGUUAAUACGUUAAAUAUUUUCUUUCAUAAUUUCAAUAAAGGUUUAAAUGGAACAACGGUAGAGUGUACAUUUGCGGCAUGGGUUUGAUUUAACUGGCUUGCACCUGCACCUGCUUUUAUGACUAUCAACAAACCACAACUGUACCCUGCCCGGUCUUUAAGGUCUGUUAUUGUAAAGGGAAGCUGUGUAAGAAAAUCUGCAUUGAACAGGAUGGAGCACAGUGGAAUGUCUAUCAAUUUGCAUUUAGAGCAGAUGCAUAAAAAAAGCUCAGAGUUUAGCCGAGGCCGAUCCCCUACUCUUUUUAAACAAUUAUUUACACACAUACACUCGCUUACAGGGAUCUCCUUAGUGGCAAUAAAAAGCGUUUUGCCUGGCAACUGACACAAUAAAAGUCCUAUCUUCCUCUGGCUGGACGUCUGCUCGCUCUCCUGGGCAUCUACAAAACACUGCACACCCCCAGCUGAUCUGGCACUUGAGAUGGAUGGACGGGUAUGUGAGAGUGAGUGAGUGACGGCGGUUCUGUGGGAGAGGAGGGAGCUUGUGUUGAGAGCUGGGGGAUCCUGUACAGUCUCACCCCGAGGGCGGGCAGAGGCCCCCAGACAACAACAGCUGCCCCCAUUCUGACGGCACAAAACAAAAAAACGCUCCCUCUGUACCCCUGGCGUCCGGGCCACCCAGCCUGCCGCAGGGGAGAGUGCACCAGUCCCCUGAGCGCUCCCCUCAAUCCUCCCCUCUCUUCCUCUCCCCUGCCCGGUGCUGUUUGUUCAGCCAGGCAGAAUAACGUGAAGCAGGGCCCAAACCACCCUGGACUAACUGCUUUCACCUGCGACCCACAUCCUUUGACGACACUCUGACAAACAGGGUGGGGAUAAAACCGUUUGCUAACAAUGAAGUCGAACGAUACAAAAAGAAGAAGCCCAGAAAACAGGGACAGACUGGUGCUUUGAUCAUCUGCUGGGAACGCUGGGGCCAUUGUUCUGCCCAAAGCCCUGCACUGCACUGACACACUCGAGUGUGCGCGAGCAUGUAAGGAUGUCGUAUGUAUUAUGGUAACACAGCACAGCUACAGCACAUGCGAGACUCUGCCUUUCUUCUUUCUUAGAAAAGCUACACCGGCUCAACCAGCCCCCGUGUCCAGACACAUUCCUUUCCCAGGAGACUCUGGGGGAGGAGAGCACAUUAAGUGCAUAACACUGCUCGUGAGCUUCUUCAUGCCAAGCCUGAAAGAGCACAGUGUUUCCUGUCUAGCCCAAAGUGGGUGAAAACCACAGUGUUAAAGAGUUUCCCAGCAGAGGGCAAUGGCGCUAGCGUACAGUGAUGGAAGGUGUGAGGUCUCCAGUGGGGUGGGGGGGAGUGUGUGUGUGUCUGCGUGUGUGUGUGUGUGCGUGUGUGUGUGUGUGUGUGUGUGUGUGUGCGUGUGUGUGUGUGUCUGUGGGGGAGUAGAGGAGACAGUGGGCAGCUGGUGGAUCAACCGACAGAUCGUUUGGUCUACAACAGGAGAGUCCAGGUGCAGCCCGGCAGAAUGAAGAGGAAGCUAGUCUGUGUUUGGAGCAGCUGGGGUCCAGGCCAGACAGUUUGCUAGUUAGCUACCUUGAGAGGUCACACUCAAAAAACCCAUUUCAAGUUCAGCGUCACUAUUGGCAUAUUUUCAUGAGGUUUCACGACAUCGGCUAAAUGUCUUUUUUUUGUACAGUAAAGGUUUUUCUCCUCCAUAUAGACUUGAUGUUUUAACACAUUAUACUUUUCUUUCUCAGUAUUUUAUAAGGAGCGAAAAAAAAAAAAAACUGUUUUCAAAUGUCCAUGCAGUUUCCUGCAUUCGCUGGUACUUGAGCAUCUGGUCUGUAGAUACAGAAAGACAGAGAGGAGGCACACAACCAGGCGCCAUUAUGUGUCCGUGGGCACCGGCUGCUGUGCCAGGUAGUAGCAUGAAGUGACGUCCGUGAGGAGCUGAGACAAGCGUCUGUGUGUCUGAGCUAAAGUCUGAAAUCUCAAAGUCACUGGCUCCAGGAUCCAGAGAUAGCGAGAUAGCGGGAUGUGAGAGGAGGGUGACAAUCGUGAAGAGGAAAAAAAAAAAAAAAAAAAAUAGUGAUAGGUUGAGUUGGUCUCGAUUCGACCAAACUCCUGUCUGUGAAGCAGCUGUUGUUCAGUAAAAA
Seriola aureovittata is the source of this 8761-nucleotide messenger RNA. RefSeq names its product G protein-coupled receptor 160 (gene gpr160). The record is from RefSeq and is a predicted model, not a curated record. Gene Ontology annotation, cellular component: plasma membrane; signaling receptor complex. The transcript is spliced from 2 exons. Lineage: Eukaryota; Metazoa; Chordata; Actinopteri; Carangiformes; Carangidae. Bases 2047 to 2940 code for a protein of 297 amino acids.